Candidula unifasciata is the source of this 384-nucleotide messenger RNA. NCBI's taxonomy places the organism in Eukaryota, Metazoa, Mollusca, Gastropoda, Stylommatophora, Geomitridae. The record is from the annotation of a GenBank genome assembly.
AUGGCAGCAAAGCAUAUUGUCUUUUUGUAUGGAACUCUGAAGUCAGGCCAAUCAAAUUUUAGGGUAUUGAGUGAUCCCAAAACUGGUCUUGCCAGAUUUUUGGCUUUUGGACAGACAGUCAAAAGAUAUCCCUUGGUUGUUACGCCACAGCAUUCCUUCCCAUUUCUGCUACCAGUUGAGGGUAAAGGCGAGUAUGUUCAGGGAGAGGUCUACGAGGUCAGCGAAUCAAAACUGCAAAGGCUGGACGAGUUUGAGGGCCACCCAGAUUUCUACCUCAGAGAGAAGGUCGCUGUGGCUGUGACAAGUGCAACAAUCACAGCCUGGUCUAUCUACCAGAAACCAUACACUGUUGGGUCUAUUUCCUCUCACAGUUUGAACCAAUGA